AUGGGCGAUAAUGAUGAUUAUUAUGAUGGUGACGGGAGAAUGGAUUCCUUGGGGGCGACACCCGAGGUCAUCUACAACUGGGUUGACAUAACAUCGGAUUUCUUCAAACAUAUCCAAGACCUUCAACUCGGAGAGUUGCUUCACGAUGGCCACUUAUUUGGUCUCUUUGAGGCCAUGUCGGCCAUCGAGAUGAUGGAUCCUAAAAUGGAUGCAGGCAUGCUCUGCAACCGUGGAAAUCCAAAACCACUGAAUUUUCAGCAAGCUGUGGCUGCUGGAAAACUGAAGAUAGAUGAUCUUGAGCCGCCUGAGCUCAUAGGCAUCAUUGAUGCCACAAUGGCUUGCAUAGUGUCGUGGCUGGAAGGUCACUCGCUAGCACAAACUGUAUUCACAAACCUCUACCUACAUCAACCUCACUCCAUUGUAAAUAAGACCUUAAAAGCAUAUUGCAUUGCUGUCUACAAACUGCUGGACUGUAUCAGAGAUUGUAUUAACAAGGCUCAGGUAUUUGAAGAGGAGGACUUCCAACCAAUGGGCUAUGGUUAUCGUCUUGGCUCGAACCCGCAGUCAGGAAAUACGUAUGACGCUCGUCUUGAAGUGAGCGAGCAGAAGUGUGUACUCAUGCUAAGAGAACAGGAGGAAGAACUCAACAAGAAGGCUAGAAGUUGUGAUGAUGAGGAUAACUUAUGGGCAGCUCUUCAAGCCCGUAUUAGAUUUACUAGGAUGUUUUACCGAGCUCUCCUCAUGAUCACAAAGAGAGACUCCCAGUCUGGAGCAGAUUGUGUUGCUCUUCUGAAUGGCUGCUCCGAGAUGAUGAAAGUCAUUAUCAAGACCUCGGGGAAAGGAACACAACCUGUGGAGAAUUCCGAUUCACCAAACCCAAUGGGGUUCGAGCCGAUGAUCAACCAGCGCUUGUUACCGCCGACGUUCCCGCGCUACACUCGCAUCAAACCUCGGGCCGAGGCGCUGCAUUACUUCGACGAGCUAGUGGCCAGGCUGCGACACGCAUGGAAGAUCACGUCCUGCACCAACUUCCAUACCGCACUGGACUUCUUCAUGGAGUUCAGUAGGCAGCGUGCCUGCAUCCUGUCCCGGUCGGCUCUACAGUUGUUGUACCUCAGCCCGUCGCCUGCCAAUACAGCGUCCAUGGCUCAGAGCGCCAUGAAUGGACCCGUCGGGCAACCGAGACCGCAACACCCCUUUGUAGAGAUACUGAGGGAGUCCGUCAAGAACUUCGUCAACCCACCUGCGUUAACCCCCAAGUCGCCUAUGGUGUCUACGCCGCAAGCUCGUGAGUUCGUGGAGAACUUCCUGGCUCGUUGUGUACGUCCGUUCGCGGUGUUGCUGCAAGUAUGCGGACACAACCGCGCGCGACAGAGGGACAAACUCGCGUUGUUGUUAGACGAGUUCGCUGCACUGCAGGAAGAGGCGGAGAGCGUGGACGCGGUGGUGAGCGGCGCGGCGGGCACGGGGCCGCGCGCCUGCUUCGGGACCUGGCUCCUCUACCACGUCCUGCGCGUCAUGAUCGCGUACUUACUGUCCGGCCUCGAACUCGAGCUCUACAGCGUACACGAGUACCAUUAUAUUUUCUGGUAUUUGUACGAGUUCUUGUACGGAUGGUUGGUGUCAGCUCUGGGUCGCGCGGAGAACCUCUCCGGCGACUCAGGACGACGCGACAGUCGCGAGUCUCGACGUAGGAAGACCAAGAAGCGGGUGCGGCCCUACGCCAGAGAGGGACUCCUUUGCAACGUCAUGCAGAACUUGUGCGGGGGAUAUUAUAAGGCUCUAGUCGCAUUCAAGCUACAAGGUAAGAUUCGCCAGCCGCAGUCGGAGUUCGACAACGAAGCAGUCCGCUACAAGCACCGCUUCGCUCCACUGUCAGUACUGACCCCGCCACAGGUGCACUAUCACGAGUUCUGCGAGAUGACUCAGCCUCUUCAAUAUGAAAACCCUGUAAUAUUGUAUCUCGGUGGCUGUAAGCACUUUCAGCAGGCCCGGUCCUUACUGGAAACCAUCACGACACCAGAUCAGGAGGUACAGGACCUGCUAAAGGUAGCAAAAACAAACUUUGUAGUAUUAAAAUUAUUGGCAGGAGGUCACAAACGAGACUCCACCGUACCACCGGAGUUCGACUUCUCAGUACACAGACAUUUUCCUAUCAUAAAGUUAGUGUAA
Spodoptera littoralis (African cotton leafworm) is the source of this 2172-nucleotide messenger RNA. NCBI's taxonomy places the organism in Eukaryota, Metazoa, Arthropoda, Insecta, Lepidoptera, Noctuidae. The record is from the annotation of a GenBank genome assembly.